AUGUCUACUGACAAGAACUCGACAGAGUCUCUAGCUUCAGAUGUCAACUUCCUUUCCUGCUUACUCACCCAUCCUCAAAUAUCGGAUCUCUCGUCUCAUCCACCAGUAGACUGCAUCACAUUAUGUGUAUCUUCUGUGCUAUACCAAGCCACCACCCUCUUCGAGAUCUUACAAUCGCAUCCCCGCCUUACAAAGUCUCUCGUUCUCUGCGGCGGCAUCGGACAUUCCACCCCGCUUAUCUACCAAGCUGUUUCCCGCCAUCCAAAAUACCGCACCAUUACUUCUGAAAUUCAAGGACUUCCUGAAGCAAGAGUACUAGAAAGAAUUCUCAACGAGUUCUUUGAUAUCGAGAAAAUCACGAGCCAAGGAUGCAGGAUUUUGAUCGAGGAUCAAAGUACGAAUUGCGGAGCCAAUGCAUCGAAGACAAGGGAAUUGCUGGAGAAAAAUGGGAUCGAGACUCCGAAGAGCAUGAUCGUUGUUCAAGAUCCUACCAUGGCUCUGAGAACCGUUGCUUCCUUCCAGAAAGUCUAUGAAGGCGUUGAGAUGGAUAUCAGAAGUGCACCUAUAUUCGUCCCAGUGACGAGGGUGGGACAAGAGGGGCAGGUCGAAUGGGAUACCAGCGAUGUGGGGAUCACGAUAGAAGGGCUUUGGGAGAAAGAAAGGUUCUAUGAUUUGAUCAUGGGUGAAGUACCGAGACUGAGAGACGAUACGGAAGGAUAUGGACCCAAGGGAAAGGGCUUCAUUGUCCAUGUUGAUAUUCCAGGGGAGGUCGAAGAUGCGUGGCAGAGGCUAGUCAAGACAAGCAACGGACAAGCUACGCUUUCGCCUGAUUUGUUGAGCAAAAGGUUCGUGGACAUGGUGGCUACUACUUCUCACUACCUACCUCAAUCUACCACACCUCUAUGCCCACAACAUAUUACUCAUAUUAUCAUAACCUGGAAGUAUCUCUUCGAAUAUGUUGUCGUCAAGCUGCCGGUCUAUGACCCAUGA
Molecule: messenger RNA, 990 nt
Organism: Mollisia scopiformis
Lineage: Eukaryota; Fungi; Ascomycota; Leotiomycetes; Helotiales; Mollisiaceae
Exons: 3
Coding region: 1-990 (329 amino acids)
Cellular component (GO): plasma membrane
Source: RefSeq, a predicted model, not a curated record